Messenger RNA from Drosophila mauritiana, 847 nucleotides. RefSeq names its product serine protease SP24D. Lineage: Eukaryota; Metazoa; Arthropoda; Insecta; Diptera; Drosophilidae. The record is from RefSeq and is a predicted model, not a curated record. Gene Ontology annotation, molecular function: serine-type endopeptidase activity. Gene Ontology annotation, biological process: proteolysis. The transcript has a single exon. The coding region runs from base 1 to 783 and encodes 260 amino acids.
AUGAGAUCCGUUAAGGCAGCGAUUUUGCUCGGUAGCUGUUUGCUUCUGUUGGCACUGCCCGUACAGUCGGCACCUGGUAGCCUGAACGGCCGUGUGGUGGGCGGCGAGGAUGCCGUGAAAAAUCAGUUUCCCCACCAGGUGUCCCUGAGGAACGCCGGCUCCCACAGCUGUGGAGGUUCGAUUCUGUCCAGGAACUACAUCUUAACCGCCGCCCAUUGUGUAACCAAUCAGGACUCAAAUGGCAAUCACAUUCCAAUUGCUGCGGAGCGUUUCACCAUUCGAGCGGGUUCCAACGAUCGAUUCAGCGGUGGAGUCCUUGUCCAGGUGGCCGAGGUGAUUGUCCACGAGGAGUACGGCAACUUCCUUAACGACGUGGCCCUGCUGCGAUUAGAGACCCCACUGAUCCUGUCCGCGAGCAUUCAGCCCAUCGAUCUACCCACUGCGGAUACGCCGGCGGAUGUAGAUGUCGUAAUUUCCGGCUGGGGAAGGAUCAAGCACCAGGGAGACUUGCCUCGCUAUCUGCAAUACAACACUCUAAAGUCCAUUUCCUUGGAGAGGUGUGACGAUCUGAUCGGCUGGGGAGUCCAGAGCGAGUUGUGCCUGAUCCACGAGGCCGAUAAUGGAGCGUGCAAUGGGGACUCUGGUGGUCCGGCCGUAUAUAACAACCAAGUGGUGGGCGUGGCCGGGUUCGUGUGGUCUGCCUGUGGAACCAGCUUUCCAGAUGGAUAUGCCAGGGUGUACUAUCACAACGCAUGGAUCAAAAAUAACUCGGAUGUGAAAUAAUGGCAUUGCUGAAGUGCGGGAAUUUCAUUUAAAUAACUUCUGAACGAUAAUUAGAAUAUUUUGA